GUUAUUAUAUGACUGUAUAUAGCCAUACACGGUAUACAGGUUGUAUAUUCCAUCUUGAUAGUCGGAUAAAGAUAUCAAAGACGAAAGGUUUGCUGAUUUUCUUAUAGUUGAAAACCAGUACAAACUACCUUAACAAAUUAAUUCGUGACUUUCGAGUAUUUGCCCUCACACAAUGAGUGCACUCAGAAAAUCGGCAGCAAAGUAUAUGUAUUUGGCUGAGAGUGGAAUGCGCAGGUCCAGCUCUAGAGUUUCCCCCGAUACGAAGCCGGUGCUUUACUCGUAUUUCUACAGUUCUUGUUCCUGGCGAGUACGAAUUGCAUUGGGAUUGAAAAAGAUACCAUAUGAAAUUAGGCCGACAAGUCUGGUUACGACUGAGGCUAAUAACUCCACAAACUGCUAUACGAAUGAGUAUCGAGAACUCAAUCCUAUGCAACAGGUACCAGCUUUACGAAUUGACGGACAGACACUAUGCGAUUCCGUGGCGAUUAUGCACUACCUGGAUGAAACACGGCCGCUGCAUCCGUUGUUGCCACAGGAUCCUCACAAGCGAGCCAAAGUGCGCGAGAUUGUUGAGAUCAUAUGCUCUGGUAUUCAGCCGCUGCAAAACAGACUAGUAUUAUCACACCUGGGCAAAGAAAAGAGCGGGGAGUGGGCGCAACAUUGGAUAUCACGUGGCUUUCGUGGUCUGGAGCAGGUGCUUUCGCUCUCGUCUGGGAAAUACUGUGUGGGCGAUGAAAUAUCCAUGGCUGAUUGCUGCCUUGUUCCACAAGUUUUUAACGCCAGAAGGUACAAAGUCACCUUGGAUCCUUAUCCCACAAUCUUGCAGCUCGAUCAAAAUUUGGCGACUAAUGAAACUAUUCGCGAAAGCCAUCCACACAAUCAACCAGACUGUCCGCCGAAGUUGGCAAAUAAAUAAUUUACUAUUUUAAUCAACUCUUGGUCCAAAAACUUCUCUGAAUCGCACACGCACCUAUAGUUCUCUUAGCUAUGUAAAUUAUACCUGCAUUUAAACGAAGCGAUUCAACAAAACAAAAAUGUUUUUAAUAUUGUUUUCAAUUUUUUUAUCUUUUAUUGUUGUAAACUAUGAAAUCGACUUUCUGCUUGAAAGUAAACUAAAAUAACAAACUGAUUGACUAAAUGAAACUAAAAUUCCAGGACUACCAGGCUAAAUGGCUACAGGCCGGAGGUUGUGCUUAAUAGCCGACUUUCCCUUUAGAAUACUAAUAAUUCAGCUAAGCGAUUUUAUGAUCCUUAGGAUGUCCACAACCUUUUGUCUGCUACGGUUUUUGAGUUUGCAAAUGUCCUGGUUAUUGGCUGCAUUCUUUUUUUUUUAAAGCCAUCUGUA
Molecule: messenger RNA, 1345 nt
Organism: Drosophila novamexicana
Lineage: Eukaryota; Metazoa; Arthropoda; Insecta; Diptera; Drosophilidae
Product: probable maleylacetoacetate isomerase 2
Exons: 3
Coding region: 173-916 (247 amino acids)
Biological process (GO): L-phenylalanine catabolic process; glutathione metabolic process
Cellular component (GO): cytoplasm; mitochondrion
Molecular function (GO): glutathione transferase activity; maleylacetoacetate isomerase activity
Source: RefSeq, a predicted model, not a curated record